Molecule: messenger RNA, 906 nt
Organism: Athalia rosae (coleseed sawfly)
Lineage: Eukaryota; Metazoa; Arthropoda; Insecta; Hymenoptera; Athaliidae
Product: trypsin-1-like
Exons: 6
Coding region: 63-836 (257 amino acids)
Biological process (GO): proteolysis
Molecular function (GO): serine-type endopeptidase activity
Source: RefSeq, a predicted model, not a curated record
UUUCGUGUCUCCGAUGUUAUAAAAGAUCGCUCGCCAUCGAACAACCGGAUCAUUUCGUCACAAUGUGGCUAACAACGACUCUAAUAAUUUCCCUCGGAAUUUCGGCUUGCUUAGCACUUCCAGGGCACGCGAUCGGGAGAAUCGUAAACGGGACGGAUGCUGAACCGGGAGAAAGACCGUUUCAGAUAUCCCUGCAAACGACCGGCCGCUUCCACUUCUGCGGAGGUUUCAUUCUGAACGCACAUUACGCCGUAACGGCGGCCCACUGUCUUACAGACGCGACCGCGUGGGAUUUGCUCGUCGUUGUCGGCACCAACGACAUUGGCGAAAAUCGAGGGAUCGUCAGAUCCGUUCGACGAAUCAAGGUUCACGAGAACUACGACCUUGAGGACGCUUUGAGGAACGACAUUGCUCUAUUGGAGCUGACAGAAUAUCUGCCCGAGAUUCCCAACGUGGUAGAGUACGGUAAGCUUCCCGACGCGGACCAGAGUCCCGCGAUAGGAGACGACGCCGUGGUUUCUGGAUGGGGGGAAGACGAAAAUGGUCAGUUUCCGAAGUUGCUACAGGUAGCCACACUCGAGAUAUCCGAUCAGGAUGACUGCAAAAAAAUAUACAAUGAUUCCUUUAACGUGGAAGUCGACGAGACGCAGAUCUGCUCUGUUCUUCCGGAAGGAGGAAAAGGAUCCUGUCAUAGUGAUUCCGGAGGACCUAUGACCGUUAAUGGUGUAGUAACGGGCAUCGUCUCUUGGGGGGCUGGAUGUGGGCAAAAAGGAUAUCCUGACGUGCUCCUCAGAGUAUCUAAAUAUCUGGAUUGGAUAAAAAAUAAUGCAGUCUAAAUGACACGAGAAGAGAAUCAGCAAAAAUUGUUCAGGAGUAAAAAAAAGGCGCAAUAAAAUUUAAAUACCU